AGCUCGCGUUACACACCGCUUGGCUGUGUGCUUGCGGCAGGACGCGAGAGACUCCGGCUCCAAGACACUCAACCAAGAGGAAGGAUGGCCAGUGCCUUCUCUAAGUUGCUAACUGGCCGCAAUGCUUCUCUGUUAUUUGCCACGCUGGGCACCAGUGCCCUGACCACCGGGUACCUGGUGAACCGGCAGAAUGUGCGUGCUGAGGCCCGGGAACAGCACAAGCUAUUCCCUCCGAGUGCAGACUACCCUGACCUUCGCAAGCACAACAACUGCAUGGCCGAGUGCCUCACCCCCUCCAUCUACGCCAAGCUCCGCAACAAGAUGACGCCCAAAGGCUACACUCUGGACCAGUGUAUCCAGACUGGAGUGGACAACCCUGGUCACCCCUUCAUAAAGACUGUGGGCAUGGUGGCUGGUGACGAGGAGUCCUAUGAGGUGUUUGCCGACCUUUUUGACCCUGUCAUUAAACUCAGGCACAAUGGCUACGACCCCAAGGUGAUGAAGCACCCCACGGAUCUGGAUGCAUCCAAGGUAGGCUCAGCCGCCUCUGGCCGCUCCUGUCAGCUGGCACCCCAGGGCCCACAGAAGUGGUGGGAACUAGGAAAACCUGGGAAGGAGCUAAUCCAGGUGGAGCCUGCCCUGACAGGCACUGGAUCCAGCCUCUGGGAUGCCUGCCGCCUCCACGUCCAACACAGCUUCACUCCAACACUAGAGUGGACAGAACCCAGCCCCAAAGCACAGCUAAAACAGGAUGGCAGUUUCAAAAACUUGGACACCUGGCACUGGCAGUCAUGCCCGAUCUCAUCCGUUUCUCCUUUCUGCUUUGUCCCUCUUGGCCUGCAGGACCACUUUCUGUUUGAUAAGCCAGUAUCCCCUUUGUUAACGUGUGCUGGGAUGGCCCGUGACUGGCCUGAUGCCCGGGGAAUCUGGCAUAAUUAUGACAAGACAUUUCUCAUCUGGAUUAAUGAGGAAGACCACACCAGGGUAAUCUCUAUGGAAAAAGGAGGCAAUAUGAAAAGAGUAUUUGAGCGAUUCUGUCGUGGACUAAAAGAAGUAGAACGCUUGAUCCAAGAACGAGGCUGGGAGUUCAUGUGGAAUGAGCGCCUCGGAUACAUUCUGACCUGCCCUUCGAACCUUGGCACAGGAUUACGGGCUGGUGUCCACGUUAAGAUCCCGAAGCUGAGCAAGGAUCCCCGCUUUUCCAAGAUCCUGGAGAACCUGAGGCUGCAGAAGCGUGGCACGGGCGGUGUGGACACUGCGGCGGUGGCAGACGUGUACGAUAUUUCCAACAUCGAUCGAAUUGGCCGGUCAGAGGUUGAGCUCGUUCAGAUAGUCAUCGAUGGAGUCAAUUACUUGGUGGAUUGUGAGAAGAAGUUGGAGAGAGGUCAAGAUAUUAAGGUGCCACCGCCUUUGCCUCAGUUUGGCAGAAAGUGAACUUUCCCUUCCCCAUUUAUAAGUAAUGUGUCUGCUGGUAUGACAGACAUAAAGGUAUUUCUGCUCUGAGAGUUUUUGUAGACUUGGGAAAAUGUAAAAUUGUAUCUUAUCUUUAGAAUAAAACUCUCCUUAAUCUC
Molecule: messenger RNA, 1571 nt
Organism: Myotis brandtii (Brandt's bat)
Lineage: Eukaryota; Metazoa; Chordata; Mammalia; Chiroptera; Vespertilionidae
Gene: CKMT2
Product: creatine kinase, mitochondrial 2 (sarcomeric)
Exons: 10
Coding region: 85-1434 (449 amino acids)
Biological process (GO): phosphocreatine biosynthetic process
Cellular component (GO): mitochondrion
Molecular function (GO): creatine kinase activity
Source: RefSeq, a predicted model, not a curated record